Molecule: messenger RNA, 762 nt
Organism: Closterium sp. Yama58-4
Lineage: Eukaryota; Viridiplantae; Streptophyta; Zygnematophyceae; Desmidiales; Closteriaceae
Source: the annotation of a GenBank genome assembly
AUGGAGAAUAUCACCGCCGGCAUUGACGCUGUGUGCGCGCGCACGCGGGAGGUGGAGGCGGGGCUUCUGGCGGGCAGACGGCGCGGCAGCGGUGCUGCCACGUCGGGGUGUGGUGACUGGCCCGAGGCGUGCUGGCCCGUGCCGCACAUGCCCUUCGCCAUGCUCUCUGACUUCCCCCGGCGCAAGUACCUGGUGUUCGCCAUGUCGGAGGAGCAGCUCAGCAACGCGCGCACGCACAUCAUCGAGGCUGCGCGCCUGGCUCAGAUGUCCAACCGCAUCCUCGUGCUGCCCAAGGCCAGUCGCAGCCACCUCUCUCUCGGCCGCUCUCUACCGCUCUGUGCCUACUGGGAUCUCACCAAGCUGGCCGCCACAGCAGAGUGGGUGUCACCGCAGCUCUUCCUGCUGCUCGCCCGCGCUACCCUCCCCACCCCCUCCGUGGGCUUCAUGUGGGUGCAGUCUCCCUACCUCGAGCGAACGGCCUUCCAUUAUGGUACCCUCGGAGUUCCUGGGGCAGCUGCUGCCAUUCGCCAUGGGGCACGUGCCGCUGGAGAACAGCACUCACUCCUCCGUUCGCCCUCUCCCUCUCGUGUGUGCACAUGCCGCUUCUCCUCUCCCCCUACAGAACUAGCCUCAGAGUUCCUGGGGCAGCUGCUGCCGUUCGCCAUGGGGCACGUGCCGCUGGAGACCAGCACUCACUCCUCCGUUCGCCCUCUCCCUCUCGUGUGUGCACAUGCCGCUUCUCCUCUCCCCCUACAGAACUAG